GCCCCUCCCAUGAGUCUUCCCGUCCUCGUACCCUCUCCACCAACUCCGUCCAGUUCAUCCAAUGUCUCCCCUUCACCUGACCUGCAUCCUCAUCCAAACACCAGAAACAGCGCCAACGCCGCUGCAAGACGCAAACACAACAAAAGACUAAACACCGCCGAGCACCGAGCGAUACAUAACGCAGUCGAAAGAGCUCGUAGAGAGACAUUGAACGGAAGGUUUUUAGACCUCGCCAAACUCCUCCCAAACCUCUCUCAAAUCCGCCGUCCCUCCAAGAGCGCCAUCGUCAACUCCUCGAUCGCUCAUCUCGCCGCCAGUCGAAGACACCGAGCACUAGCUUCAAGAGAGCUCCGAAUUCUCAAACUCGAAUCGGACCACUUGAGGAAAGAACUGAACGAAUGGCGAGAUAGGGCGGGUAUUGCGCGUGUUGAAGAGCCAGUGAGAGGGGAAGCGUUUAGUAUGAUUCUCAAUCAAGAAGUUGAGGACAUACCUGUUUUGAAACAUGGUGGUGGGUAUGACGAUGAGGAAUUUAUGGACGACGCUUCGAGUGAAGGGGAUUACACCCCGAAUCACUCGUUGGAUUCGGAUUCACACCACAGCGGGUCGACAACAACGCCGUAUAUGAAUCCCCCACCACCGCUCUCAACGUUCAUGCCGAAUCCACAGCACCCCCAUCGUCAACAGAGCUUGAACACUAGCCCAAGUCCAACGUACGGCGGUGUUCACUACGAAAUCCAAGAUACGACGAGUUACACAAACGCCGGUUUUGUCGUACCCUCGUUCAAUAACAUGCAGAUGAUGGUCACGGCUGGGAGAGGGAUGAACGCGUAUCCGAUGAUGGUACAAUGAUGGCAUCAGAUUUUUUCUCCCUUUCUUUUCCUCCCUUCGUUUUCGUUUCGUUACUCCACCCAGGGAAUGUUGAAAAAUCCACAGAUCGAGAAGUCAGAUCAAUUUCCUCUUACUCAACUUAGUUAUUACCCCCGCUGCUUUCUGAUUUCUAGUACAUAAAUCAAUAUGUAUGUAUGUAUAUACCUUUUUCAUACGAUUUACCCCAACCCCCCUACGCUAUUUUUAUUUUUGCGGUGAUUGUGAACCGCGGGGACUAUCUAUGGGCGAUCUCGCAGCUGCAACUCGUGGGUGUACGUGGUUGUUAUAGAGAUUCCAAGUUACUAUACUAUGGAACCAUC
Marasmius oreades (fairy-ring Marasmius) is the source of this 1187-nucleotide messenger RNA. RefSeq lists its product as uncharacterized. Gene Ontology annotation, biological process: positive regulation of transcription by RNA polymerase II. The record is from RefSeq and is a predicted model, not a curated record. Gene Ontology annotation, molecular function: DNA-binding transcription factor activity; protein dimerization activity. Gene Ontology annotation, cellular component: RNA polymerase II transcription regulator complex. Bases 10 to 849 code for a protein of 279 amino acids. The transcript has 2 exons. NCBI's taxonomy places the organism in Eukaryota, Fungi, Basidiomycota, Agaricomycetes, Agaricales, Marasmiaceae.